Messenger RNA from Pseudomyrmex gracilis, 4069 nucleotides. RefSeq names its product calexcitin-2 (gene Scp2). The transcript has 7 exons. Lineage: Eukaryota; Metazoa; Arthropoda; Insecta; Hymenoptera; Formicidae. The record is from RefSeq and is a predicted model, not a curated record. Gene Ontology annotation, molecular function: calcium ion binding. The coding region runs from base 230 to 781 and encodes 183 amino acids.
CAUCUGUCCGUCAUACAGAUCGGUCCCGAUAGACAACACACGCAACGGCUCCAUUUACCUCGGCACUGUCUCAUCGCAUAAUUUUUUUUUCUCUCCGCUGCUUCCGCAUAAUUUGUAUCUUUCCAUUAGCGUUCGUGCGUCGUUUCCGCUCUCUAGUCCCCUUGAACGGAAUUUUACGAAGUUGUUGGACUCUUCUACGCGACAGCGCACAACUCGCAGGGUUUCAAAGAUGCCGCUGUCCGAGUUUCGUAAGAAAAAAUUACUCUUCAUCUUCAACGCUUUCUUCGAUGUUAAUCAAAGUGGCACCAUCGACAUAAAGGAUUUCGAUCUCGCCGUGCAACGAAUCUGCAAUUCCAGGCAUUUGAAACCGGACGACGCCAAGUCGCAACAUAUUAAAGAGACUUUGAACAAAGUUUGGGAGGGACUGCAGCAACGAGGGGAUGCCGAUCAGGAUGGGCAGAUCAGUCGGGAUGAGUGGUACUCGAUGUGGGAAGAGUACGCGAAAGAUCCGGAGCACGCACUCGAAUGGCAACAAACAUACAUGAACUUCAUGUUCGAUCUCGAGGAUUCUUCCGGUGACGGAUCGAUCGACGAAGCCGAAUUCAGCAAGGUGUGCGGCAGUCACGGCGUCGAAGAGGCCGAGGCGCGCGAAGCGUUCAAGAAAUUGCAAGUGGGUAAGGAAGUGACUCGCGAGAAAUUCGCCAACCUGUGGAAGCAAUAUUUCUGCUCCGACGAUCCGAACGUACCUGGCAACUUUAUAUUCGGAAAGACUUCUUUCUAACUUCACCACCCCGUGAGAUUGAAGGCGCGCAUAUACAAAUAUAUAUGUACACACAUAUAUACAUAUAUAUUUUCAUCGUUACAGAUACAGAUUAUUUUAUGUAAUCGUUACCAGAGACUCGUUCUCUGAAGAGAGAUAGAUACAGAAAAAUUCUGUAAUCUGUAUUUUGUCAAAACAAUUCCUAUUUCUCCUGCUUCUGUUCACACACAUCUUUACAUAAUAUAAUAAUGAUACUAAUAAUAAUAAUAAUAAUACCAAUAGCUAAAAAAUUAAAUUGAGAAGAGAGAGAGAGAGAGAGAGAGAGAGAGAAAGAGAAAGAGAGAGAGAAAGAGAAAGAGAAAGAGCUUUCAAUUAUUUCCUCUGUUCUUUACCGCUGCUCUCUCUGUAGUUACGCCACAUACGUGGUUGAAUUCUAUUCAGUAUCGCAAAGAGUGAAAUUCCGGCCAAAACAAUCUAUCUAGCCUUACAACUUCGUGUAUUUGAAGGUUUAUUUGCCCCACCGGGAUGUUUUAUUAUUGCAUCCGCCAUCGAGUGGCGCUGCAACAAAACACAGAGUUAACAGGAUAGAUCGAACAUCUAGCUUGCAGCUCUUUCUUUCGCUGCUGCUGCCACUGUUUUCCUUUGACGCGUCAUUCGCAACAAUCUCUUCGCAAACCCCAGAUCGUCCCUCCCCCUCUCCCCGCCUUCAGAAAUUAUCCGGCUUCGCUUUUCAAUUUUUCGCGUUCACAAACGUGGCUGAAAUGUUCCGCGCAAAUUUUGUCAAAGAAUCCAUAUUGAGAUUUCUUCCGAUCGCUUUCUUCCACGCUAAAUAUUUCAUAGCGAGCACAUGUUAGGGGACUCGGAUCAAGUACCUAUAUCUUUACGGCGCAUAUCGAUCCGUUCACCGCCGACGAGCUAAUUAUGCCGCAUAGUGUGUAAAUAAACGCCCUUGCGUAUUAUAAAAGUGAUUAAAAAAACGCUGUUUCGAUACACGCGACACGAGGAAAUGGGCGAUUGUGAAGCGAUUCUCUUUUUUCGUUGCGUGCAACGUAUAUAUCUACUAUAAUAGUUAUUUAUUUGCAUUCGCGAAAAACGCGUGCGCAUCCGAGGGCAGUCGAUCGCAGAAAAAAAUUCGUCUCGCGCGUAAAUCCUCUUCUCGUCGUUUCGCGUCUCUCUCCCCGCGUUCUCUCGGCAAACGUAAAUUACAAACGACACGCGGUUUGCGCAAUUUCACCGAAACUGAUUGGCAUUUGGCGGCGGAGAAAAGCUAGUUAGAUUCUCCCCCAGUCUGCGAAAGAUAUUUUGAGAAUCGAAAACAAACGGUGCCACGCUCGCGGGCGCCAAACACGCGCUCACCUCUUCACGCACAUAGCAGUCGCGGUAUUUUUUCCAAAGCACCCAUCUACUACCCCGCGAGUUUCGUGCCUCUUCUGUUCUGCUCGGCCAUCCCUCCCCCCUCCCCCCGUUUAAUUUUCCGUACACCCUUGUGAAACAAAAGCCCUUUUUCGUCGGAAUCGAGCUCUCUCAUUGGUACCUUCAUAUAUUCCCCGGAGUACGAGCUAUUUUCACUGAAGAGGAGGAUUUAAUUGCAGCAGGAAGUGCGUGUAUCAUGUACCGGAAAAAAAAGAGAAAACUAACGCAAAACGAAACAUGAAGGAGAUCGAUAAACGGCGCGCUACCGUACUCGAUUAACGGCUAUUCGCCGCGCGAACAAAAUUGUUGUUACAAAUUGCGCUGUAUCGCAAAAUCGAAAAUCGCGCGUAUCAGAUCGGAGCAAGUACGAGAAUUGAAUUUUUCGUAAGCAGUUUGCGCGUUUUCGAUCGAUUCGACGAUUAAAAACAACCUUCGUCGCAAUGAUACUUCAGCGUUAAUUGCUAUCGUAUUUGUGUUUUGUGAACAAAAGUUUGGUCGUGUUUAAUCGAUAUAUUUGUGUUUUUGUCAUCGUAUUUACGUAGAAAUAUAAACCCGCGUUAAAAUAUAUUGUGAAAUUAAUGAUAAAUGUCUUUCGGAAAUUAAUUGUGUUGUCGUAAUAAUUGAUGUGCAUCGUAUCGGGGAAAGAGCGAUCGAAUGUUAGCCUGCGGAAACCACGGAAAUAUGUGUAUAAUUUACGCAUUUCAAAUGUUGUUAUACUGAUUUUUCAUUAGCAGAAAGCGUUUUUGUGAAGCCGAAGAGGAUUGGAUUUUUAGAUUCGUUUUGAUUAUUGAUCACUGCCCGUGAAGAGACAAACGUAAACGACAUACCUAUAUAUAUAUGUACACACAUAUAUCGAAACAGCAGUAUAUUUAAUUCAUCGAGUGAAAUAAGAAUAUGAAUCAUAUAUAGCGAGUAUUUUCCGUACUUGGGUUAUAUAGAAAGUGGUUGUACUGAUAAUAAUCGCUGAAUUCUCGUCCAUCGUAAGUCAAGUCGAUGAAUUAUUAAACGAAUAUACGAUGCGGCUAUAAACUAUAGAGAGAAAUAUGGAUGUAAUGAAACACUCGCUGUCAAUUGAAAACGUCCAGGCACGAAUUAAGCGACACAAUAUGACGUUAGUAACAACUUAACGAAAUAAUAAAAUUUCACGCGCAGUUUUGUUCGUUUCACGAUAAGACGCUUUAUCUCUGUUUUUGUCUAUUAGACAAUUUUGCUUAAUUUUUAUGCGCUGUAAUGAGACAAUUAUAUUACCGAAGUUUUAUUACGCUAUUUUUUUAGAUUAUACUCAGUAUAUAAAUUUUUUUCUCUCAAGUAAUUUGAUAUUUAUGAAAAUUUUAAUUCAUAAUUUUAGGUUUAUAAAAAUUAAAUUAUAAAAGUUACGUGUACACUCUAAGUUUAUGGAUUUUAAUGAAGAUAUUAAUUACACACAAUUCGUGUUCCAAUGAUUAAUCAAAGUUGCUUAAAACGUGCCUGCGUAAUAUCUAUGGUUCCAUGUUGAAAGAAGCAUAAAUAUGCUCACUCUUGUGUAAUAGAUAUGUACGUGCUAUUCCCGUUCCUGUGUAAGAGAUGCAUAAAAUAUAUAUAUAUAUAUAUAUAUAUAUAUAUAAGAGAAUAUGUUAUAUAAAUACCACAGUAUAUAUAUCCCUGUACGCGUGCGAGCGCGCGUGAGAGAUGUGUGUGUGUGGACAAAGAAAAAUAAAAUAUAUAUAUAUGCUGUAAGAAAAUUAAAAUUGUGGAUUGCAUCUCUUUCAAGAAACAUUUCUACUUUUUAUCUCCCCUUUCACAUAUUUAGUUCACAUGCGCACUCUAUUAUUAUACACACAGCGUACAAUAACUUUAUACAAUUCGUCAGUUUCAUCAGAGAAAAAUUAAAAACGUAAUAAAUUACAUUAAAAUUGA